GGUAAGCACUCUAGUCCAAGUGUGCAUCUUUGGGUGGAAUACCUAUGUGUAGUUAGUUUGGAGAUCAAGAUUGUAUGGAAAAUUCUUAGCAAACCACCAAAAUGUUUUAUGUUUAUGCUAUUGCUUCAUUAGAUGAGAUAUGUUAGCAAACGACCAAAAUGCUUAAUGCUCAUAUCUUUUGAGAACAUUUUUUUAUUAUGAGUAAACUGUGUCAUGGUCUGGCCUUAUUACAUUUUUGUUCAUUGUCUAAGAUCAUAUGAGAAUUACAUGCUCGAGACUCUAUUCUUAGCUCUGUAAGUUGUGCUGAAAGAAAAGAUUUACGAUAAGAAAGUUGAUGCAAUUUAUCUAUUACUGUUGGAAAGACUAAUUUAUCUAGAAGGUUUGAUUGUGACAUCUUCUUUUGCAUAUAGAGGGGAGAAGAAGAAGCAACCGCUAGAUUAUUUUAUAUGCUAAGGUCAAAGAUGUUAAUAUCUUAUCCCCAAGUGUCAAGCAAGAACCCAACGACUAUAGCAUAUAUAAUUCUGCACGACUUGAACAAAUUGAAAAAAAAAUUAUAUUUGCACAUCUUACCAAUUCCAAAGGACUUCCUCUUCUUCUAUCAACCCUUAAAAAAAAGACAAUGACAUUGAAAGUAACCUACCAAAUCCUUCUUUUAUUUAAACAAAAAGUACACUUAUUACGAAUAUGUAAAAAAAAUAAAAAAUACUACAGUCCGAAUUGGAACAACAAGAGGUUGAGAUCAAUCUCUUUUCUCAUCAUCUUCACUUACCCAGGCGUGUGGUCCGACCAAUCUGAAGUAGUUAAGUGCAAGAAGAGCCAAAAAAAAGUCAACCAACUCCUGAUAAAUGUUUUUUGGAACGAUUAUGUUUGGUGCCUUUGUAUGGACGAACAAGGUAAGACUUGAACAAAGGACUCUGGUUUGACUACUUCAACUUCUUUACAGAGUCCUAUGGAAUCUGACUGUGUCCCCACUAACUGCUAAAAAGUCGUCUCCUCCAUCAUCAUCAACACAACAAAUUUACCUUUAGUGGGUGCCAACUUCUCCGAUGAAACAGAGGACCAAGUGUUUCCUUGAAGUCGUUUGCUAGAUCAGAGACUUGGUAAUCAGAGUGAGACAAAACCAGCCUUGAACAAAUGGUAAGAAUUUUUUUUCAAUCUUGUUUUGUUUCUUUUUGCACCUUCAAAAUCAUUUAUUUUCUUAAAUCAUCUCAAUUUCUCAAACUAAUAAUAUCUCUCACUCUUUCCCUUGUGUGUACAUACAAUCUCAGACCCAAGAAGAUAUAAGUACAAAUGAUACAUUGAUUGGCUCGUUGUUGGAGUCCAUUUCCGAGGUGAUCAGAUCUUUGGAGUUGUUACAAUCACAAACAGGGAGCUUCCUUGAAUGUGCAUGCUACUUUUACCGAGUCUCAGUCGUGUUAAUGGAGAUACAGACGGGAGAGAGUUCCAUCACAUGUCCAACGGAUGUGGUUGAAUCACUAUCCGAGAGUAUAGAAGCAGCCAAGUAUCUCCUCGAGAUAACUCAAGAAAGCAACGGACCAGAACCAACCACUGAUCUGACAAGCAUUGAGGCAGGCUUACAAGGCGUUGUGAAGCAGAUUGGUGAAACUCUGCAGUCCAUACCUGAAGCGAUAAUCGACGAGGAAGAGUAUAUAGGAGUCGUUGUCCAGUCUCUUUCAAAUGAGAUGCAGAACGCUAACGUUGGUGAUGGUAGUAAGAGUGAGAUUUUACAUAAUAUUCAGCAGAAGAUUUCUCAAAGGCAUUCACAUGAGGAGUUGGUGUCAGAGGAGCAAAUAGAGACAGAUCUCUAUCCUAGUGAUCCUGAAGUUUCCUAUGCAAGUUACCUGAGUGAAUCACAAAUGAGCGAGAUACCAGAUAUACCAAGCCAGAGCACAUACGUUAGCAGCAGCCAGAGAAAGUAUGGAACUCUGAGCGAGAUAGUUGAUAUCCCUAGCCAGAGCACAAUUGUUAGCAGCAGCCAGAGAAAGUAUGAAACUCAGAGUGAAUCACAAUCACAAACGAGCGAGAUACCAGAUAUCUCAAGCCAGAGCACAACUGUUAGCAGAAGGCAGAGAAAGUACGGAACUCUUAGCGAAUCCCUGUCAAUGUUACCACAGGUGACACAGUUCAUGGAGCCACCAUACCAAGCCUUCAUCUGCCCCUUGACCAAAGACGUAAUGGAAGAUCCAGUCACCACGGAAACAGGAGUAACCUGCGAAAGACAAGCAGUAACGGAGUGGUUUGACAAAUUUGGAGACCCCGAUGAGAUUAGCUGUCCGGUCACAGGGCAAAAGUUGACAACCGGAUUAAGUCCCAAUCUUGUCUUGAAAACCAUCAUUGGAGAAUGGAAAGUGCGAAACGAGACGGCAAGAAUCAAGGUGGCUCACGCAGCUUUAUCCUUAGGCGGUUCAGAAAGUAUGGUUAUCGAUGCGUUAAGGGAUCUGCAAAUGACCUGUGAAGGGAAAGAGUAUAACAAGUUAAAAGUCCGUGAAGCUGGGAUCAUUCAGUUGCUUGAUAGAUACUUAACCUACAGAAGUAAAGAUGUGAGGUAUGAACUGCUACAAUUGUUAAAGACACUAGCAGACGAAGACACUGAUGAAGGAAAGGAAAUGAUUGUGAAUACGUUAGCUAUGUCAUGCGUGAUCAAAUUUUUGGGAAGCAGUCACCAGACUGUGAGACAUGCAGCACUAGCCUUACUGCUUGAGCUUUCGAAAUCUCAACAUGCAUGUAAGAAGAUUGGGAUUGCUACAGGGGCAAUAUUGAUGUUAGUUACCUCAAAGUACAAUGAAGAGUCGGAUGCCUUUGCGUCUGAAACAGCAGACCAAAUCUUAAAAAAUCUAGAGAAGUUCCCUCACAAUAUCAAGCAAAUGGCAGAGAGUGGGCUCUUGGAACCUCUUCUCAUUCAUCUAGCCGAAGGGAGUGAAGAGACGCAGGUGGUAAUGGCUGCAUACCUAGUGGAAAUUGAUAUUGGACAUGAGAAGAAAACUAAUGUAGCUGAGAAGGCUUGCCCUGCGCUCAUUAAGCUGGUGCAAAGCGAAAAUAUUGAGGCUAGAAGAGCGGCUUUCAAAGCUCUUGCUCACAUUUCGCUGUUUCACCCCAACAAGCAAAUACUGGUAGAAGUAGGCAUCAUCAAGAUCAUGGUCGAAGAGAUUUUCACCAAGCGGAUGUUCAGUGAUCUGAUGAACUCCAGGAACGAAGCUGCUACAAUACUUGCAAAUAUACUGGAAUCUGGGGUGGAACAUGAGACCUUUGAGGUGAAUACCACAGGCCACACGUUAGGCUCGGAUUACUUUGUAUUCAACAUCAUCCAAAUGCUCAAAAACUCAAGCCCAGAUGAUCUAAACAUUGAUUUGAUCAGGAUUCUUCUAUCCUUGUCCAAAUCACCCAGAGCAAUGGCAACUAUUGUCUCGGUGAUCAAAGAAACCGAUGCAAGCUUUGCCAUGAUAGAACUCAUCAACAAUCCUCAUGAAGAGUUGGGGGUUGGAGCCUUGAAGCUUCUCAUUGCUCUUACACCCUUCAUCGGUCACACGCUAUCCGAGAGACUAUGUAAAACAAGAGGCCAGCCAGAGAAUCUUAUCCAGUGCCCAGCAGAGGCAAAUCUGAUAACGGAGAAACAUGCUGUUUCAGCCAAGUUACUAGCUAAACUGCCUCACCAAAAUCUGACUCUUAACCUGGCACUUGUCAACGAGAGCAUAGUGUCUGAAAUCCUGCAUGCAAUCCAUCUGAUUCAGAGAAGUGGAACACGAACAAGCAGGUACGCAACUGAUUUUCUGGAAGGUCUCGUUGGCAUCUUAGUGAGAUUCACAACUACACUGUAUGAGCCCCAAAUGAUGUACCUAGCCAAAAACCAUGAUUUGACAUCAGUGUUUGCUGAUUUAUUGAUGAAAACAUCAAGCGACGAAGUUCAAAGGUUAUCAGCGACUGGAUUAGAAAAUCUAUCAUCUACAACUAUGACUUUAUCAAGGCCACCCCAAGUUAGGAACAAGAAGUUCAUGGAAUCACUGAGUAUGCCUAGGUCCUUCUCACUACGUUCAUCUAAAAAGAAGCAAAUAGAGACAUGCGCAAUCCACAGGGGGGUAUGUUCUGCAAAAGCCACGUUUUGCUUGGUUGAAGCAAAUGCAGUCACAAAGCUUCUAGCAUGUUUGCAGAGUGAUAAAACGGAGGUAGUGGAGUCAGCAUUAUCAGCUAUAUGCACGCUAUUGGAUGACAAAGUUGAUGUGGAGAAGAGUUUAAACAUGCUGAGUGGGAUGAAUGCGGUAGAACUCAUUAUAAAUGCGGUCAAAGAACACAAGAAAGAGUCUCUACUGCAAAAAGCGUUUUGGAUGAUUGACAAGUUCUUAAUUAGAGGUGGACAAAGGUAUGCAUUUGGCAUAUCACAGGAUAGGAUGCUGUCAGGUAUGUUGGUUAGCGCCUUUCAUCGUGGAGAUGGUAACACAAGGCAGAUGGCAGAAAAUAUCUUGAGGCGUUUGGACAAGAUGCCAAGUUUCUCUGUCUAUAUGACGGAAAAAAGUGACAUCUGAAACCCCGUAGGGCCUGACUAUUAUGAUUUAUUCCUCUCUUUGUAUUCAGUGUAUAAUUUUUUUCAGUUUGAAUGUGAUUUUACGUUGUUGUCACACACCAAUAACGGAGAUUUUUAACUUAACAUCCUCGUGACAGCCAGAUUGUCAAUUUAUAUA
Molecule: messenger RNA, 4673 nt
Organism: Brassica rapa (field mustard)
Lineage: Eukaryota; Viridiplantae; Streptophyta; Magnoliopsida; Brassicales; Brassicaceae
Product: putative U-box domain-containing protein 42
Biological process (GO): protein ubiquitination
Molecular function (GO): protein binding; ubiquitin-protein transferase activity
Source: RefSeq, a predicted model, not a curated record